UUCUGCUUUUUCACGAAACCAGCCACGGAUUUAAUUGUGCUACAAUAAAAUUUACCAAGAGUGCACAAAUACGCCUGAGAUUUUUCAACAAAUUGCUUGUUUCAACGCUAAACAGUGUGGCGCACUGCUCAGCACAGGAAAUACAAUGCGUGUAUAACAAUUCCAUUGAAUAAAACGCAACUAAAACCCUGCUAAGUGCGUAGCAAAUUACAUUUCGACUACACUCGUCGCGAGAAAGGCAGCAGCCGCAGCGAGCAAGCAGAAGACAAUGUAGCUGUGUAGUUUUCGUGCAAUUAACAAGUAUUUUCGUUAGGCAUUCUUGCACCUUUUCAACUUAAAAACGACUAAGGAUAAGACAAAAGGUUAUAUUGUUUGGACGAGCACAGGUCAUUGCAAUUGAUAUUUGUACUUGUGUGUGUGCGUGAGAGAGAACGGACCAAUCAACAACAAUGGUUUCAACGCGCCAAAUGUGUGGCAGUGCAGGUGCGGCAGGAUCUAACGAUGCUGUUGCUGCUGCUUCCUCUUCAAGCGCCGGCGGCAGCUCUAACGCAAUUGCUGCCCCAUCGCAAUCCCAGGAGGAAUUAGCCAUGCCCACGCGCACUUCCGUAGUACGGCGUACUACGCAUUACAAUCAACAACAACAGCAGUCUUUACUCUCAAAUACGCCCGUUAGCCUGGCCUUCUCAGCUAGCGUGGUAACACGCCAUCAUUUGUAUAAUAGAGAACAAGCCAAUUGCAAUCAAGCUGCUCCUGCUGAAUCUACUUUUAGGCUCAUGGACUUGCCGCCAGAAAUUAUCAUCAAAAUAUUUUCAAAUUUGGAGUAUAAGAAAAUAAGCAACAUGAGAUUGGUCUCCCAUCGCGUAAACGAUAUUUGUAUGAACAUUUUGAACUCGUCCUUCUCCCGUCUGAUCAAUACUACAUAUAAUCGCUUUCAUGCCAUCAAAGCGAAUAUGCCACGCCGCGAGUCGGCGCGUCGCAAUCAUCCGCUGGCCUGUGAGUGCGACAUAAUUGAGACAUGCUACAUGCGCCUCUCGCUACUGCAAAUGUCCAUGGGCAAACAUAUCGAGCGCGGCCAUUGUUGCUUCUUUCCCGGCGCCAUACUUGACGAAGUACACUCAAUUCUAAAUUAUAUUAGUAUUACACCACGGCUGCAACGUCCCUAUCGGGUCACCGAUGAGCUAUUUGAUCUUUCUACCAUGGCCAUGGAGUACUUCAAGGAUCGCAUCGAACCAACGCUCCCGGGGCUGGCGUAUUUCAAUAAAGGGUUCUAUCAAUUACCCACAACAAAAAUUCGACCAACACUUGCCAUAAGUUCAGAUCUCGCGGAUAGCGCUAAAAAUUCACCACCUCAGAAUCACAUGGUCCUGCGCAAGGGUAUACGCAAAAUCAAACAGGGCAUGAAGAUCUACAAUAAUCAGCUGUCAGUGCUCCGCACCGAGCUGCGAACUUGCAAACGCAAGGCAGCCGAACAAAGCAAGCAAUUAGCCGAGCAACAGAAUCUCCUCGCUGAGCAGCAGAAACAAACGCUCGAGUAUGCCAAUCGUCUGGACGAGAACGACAAAAAGAAUGAGGAAAUCGCUCGCAAGUUUUCUACAUUAUUACAGGAGCUCAACAAGUGCAAGACAGAGCUCCAAUAUUGGCGAUCCAAGAGUCCCGCCAUACCGUCGGUUUGCACUUCCUGCAAUCAGAAGGUGGCGCCUGUGCUGCCCCCAGAGGAUUUUCAGGCGCUCAUUAACCAGGGCAUCGAUCCGGAGCACAUAAUCAUAAAUGAUGACACUGAUGCCGAAAGCGAUGUAAGCGCCAGCGAGCUGCCAUUAGCGCUUGAAAAGGAAUUUGUGUUUCCGGACGAAUCUACCACGGCCAAGCUGCUGGCGGUUAACACGGCCACCAAGAACCUGAAGCGCAAAAUUCAAACGGAUACUGAAACUGUUGCAACGUCCAAUGCAAUGACGCCAUCCACUUCGAAAGCUGCAGCGGCCGCCGCCGCUUCCGCAUCCACCUCGACCGCUGUAAAUGUAACGCAACCAACGGACAGCGGUUACUCAACAAAACUAUUUUACGGCAAUCAUCAGCGCGGCGGCGUUAUUGUCAGUCCAGUUUCUAUGCUAAAGGCGACGAAUAAUGUGUUGCCAACGCAAGCACUGGGUUAUGGUGUCGAAUCGGUGGCAUGUAAUGAGCAAAUAGGUGGCGGUGGCGGCCAAAAUGCCGAGCACGACGAUUCGAAGAAAGCACGUAGAGUACAAAAGGCCAACAGAUGUGUAAAUACGCAUGGCAAACGCAGUAAAUAAGGAUUAUACAUAUACAAUUUACAUAUUUUGUAAUACUUAUUUACACGAGGCAAACACACACGUCCAAAUAUAGACGUGUGUUCGAGCUUUGAUUUUAAUUGUAGUGUUAAAAAUGAGAAAUCAAAUUAAAUAUAUCUUAUGUGCAUUAGGCAUUAUAAA
Scaptodrosophila lebanonensis is the source of this 2447-nucleotide messenger RNA. It is a transcript of the gene dmpd, whose product is annotated as F-box only protein 28. NCBI's taxonomy places the organism in Eukaryota, Metazoa, Arthropoda, Insecta, Diptera, Drosophilidae. The transcript is spliced from 6 exons. Gene Ontology annotation, biological process: positive regulation of DNA-templated transcription. The record is from RefSeq and is a predicted model, not a curated record. Gene Ontology annotation, cellular component: nucleus. Bases 450 to 2288 code for a protein of 612 amino acids. Gene Ontology annotation, molecular function: transcription coactivator activity; protein binding.